GGGCAGAACGGGCCGCGAGAAGCUCUGAUUCAAUCAUUCAGAAGAUGCGGGUUCACACCAUUUUCCUUUGAUUCUCUCUCCUUCUUCCCCCAUUUUUCUACCCAAUCUCCACCGUCUAAACCCAACCCUUUUUUCCUCCUCCGCCACCGCCGCCGUUUCUACACACGAUGAAGAGGGAGCAUCACUAUCUUCAUCCUCGUCCGGAGCCGCCUUCCGUGGCUACUGGCUCUAAUCGGGAGAGUUAUUUGAACACUGGUAAGGCUAAGCUCUGGGAGGAGGAGGUACAGCUCGACGGAGGAAUGGAUGAGCUUCUUGCUGUUUUAGGUUACAAGGUUAAGUCGUCGGAUAUGGCGGAAGUUGCACAGAAGCUCGAACAGCUUGAAGAAGCUAUGUGUCAAGUUCAGGAUACUGGCCUUUCGCAUCUCGCUUUCGACACUGUUCAUUAUAAUCCCUCUGAUCUGUCGACUUGGGUUGAAAGUAUGCUCACUGAGCUCCAUCCGCCCCCUACCUCGCAUCUGGACGAUUCAUCGUUUUUAGCUCCGGCGGAAUCCUCCACCAUCGCUAACGUUGAUUAUGAACCUCAACUGCAAACCAGCAGCAGGAUUUUCGAGGAGUCUUCUAGUUCGGAUUAUGACCUUAAAGCUAUUACGGAUAGCGCGAUUUAUUCACCGAGAGAGAGUAAGCGUUUGAAAGCCUCCGAGUCGGACACGGAUGUGUUCUCCACCUCCGCGAUUGGGGCUUCUAAUUUUGCAACUCGCCCAGUUGUUCUCGUCGAUUCGCAGGAGAACGGAAUUCAACUGGUUCAUGCUCUGAUGGUUUGUGCUGAAGCCGUACAGCAGAAUAAUCUGAAUCUAGCGGAGGCUCUGGUUAAGCGAAUCGAUUACUUAGCGGUUUCUCAAGCCGGAGCGAUGAGGAAAGUCGCCACGUUCUUCGCCGAAGCAUUAGCACGCCGAAUCUACAGGCUCUGCCCUGAGAAUCCCCUCGAUCGUUCAGUGCUCGAUAUGCUUCAGAUGCAUUUCUACGAGAGCUGUCCCUAUCUGAAAUUCGCGCAUUUCACCGCGAAUCAAGCGAUUCUCGAAGCCUUCGAAGGGAAGAAGCGUGUUCACGUCAUCGAUUUCUCGAUGAACCAGGGGAUGCAGUGGCCGGCUUUGAUUCAAGCCCUAGCUCUACGACCGAGCGGUCCUCCUACCUUCCGACUCACCGGAAUCGGCCCUCCGGCGCCGGAUAACUCCGAUUACCUCCAAGAUGUGGGCUGGAAGCUCGCCAAAUUCGCUGAAACCCUCCAUGUGGAGUUCGAAUACAGAGGAUUUGUAGCGAACAGUUUGGCAGAUCUGGACGCAUCGAUGCUGGAGCUCCGGCCGAGCGAGGUGGAGUCGGUGGUAGUGAACUCGGUGUUCGAGCUGCAUCAGCUACUGGCUCGGCCGGGGGCAAUUGAAAAGGUUCUGUCGGUGGUGAAGCAGAUGAAGCCGGAGAUCGUGACGGUGGUGGAGCAGGAAGCGAACCACAACGGUCCGGUUUUCGUGGAACGAUUCACUGAGUCACUCCAUUACUACUCGACGCUGUUUGACUCGUUGGAGUGCUCCCCCAACAGCCAAGACAAGAUGAUGUCGGAAAUGUACCUUGGGAAACAAAUCUGCAAUGUGGUAGCUUGUGAAGGUGCCGACCGAGUGGAACGACACGAAACCCUGACUCAGUGGCGCACUCGGUUAUCCUCCGCCGGGUUCGAUCCCAUCCACCUCGGCUCAAACGCAUUCAAGCAAGCGAGUAUCCUCCUCGCCCUGUUUGGCAGCGGCGAAGGGUACCGGGUAGAAGAGAACGAGGGAUCACUAAUGCUGGGAUGGCACACCCGCCCCCUUAUCGCCACCUCCGCCUGGAAACCCGGCAACAACCCGGUGGUCGCUCACUGAGUCAAUUCCACUCAGUGGACCGAGUCAGGUCAAGAAUGAAACAGGACUGACUGUCAGCUUGACAGAGUGACCCACCACUCGCAAAUGUGGCCAUCACUUUUGCCUGUCAUCCUGACCCUUCGGCUUCCCGCCCUUCGUCUUAGUUUGGUGGGUAUCAUAUGAAGGGCUCUUCUGUAGUUCUUCUGAGUGGUAAAUUUCGGAAGAAGAAAAAGGAUUUAUGUAUUUAUGUUUAUUGAAUUAAGUAGUAAAUAAAUGUGGAAAUGAAUUAAUUAGAUUGGUGGGAAUAAAAAGAAAAGGAGAAGGAAGAACAAGAGGGUGUUUUGGAUUAGUUAGUUAGUGGUUCAAUGAAUGAUGUGAGCUUUUCUUUCUUUGUUUCAAACACAGUUUCCUGCCAACUCAUCCACUUUUUUCAGUGUUUUCAAAGCAUCUUCACCACUUACGUACUUACCCAAAUGGGGGAAGAAUUGAA
This is a messenger RNA of Cucurbita maxima (winter squash), 2376 nucleotides long. Its product is annotated as DELLA protein GAIP. The record is from RefSeq and is a predicted model, not a curated record. Gene Ontology annotation, cellular component: nucleus. Gene Ontology annotation, biological process: negative regulation of seed germination; jasmonic acid mediated signaling pathway; negative regulation of gibberellic acid mediated signaling pathway. The transcript has a single exon. The coding region runs from base 168 to 1907 and encodes 579 amino acids. Lineage: Eukaryota; Viridiplantae; Streptophyta; Magnoliopsida; Cucurbitales; Cucurbitaceae. Gene Ontology annotation, molecular function: DNA-binding transcription factor activity; sequence-specific DNA binding.